GCUGUGAGGUGGGUCGCCUCCUCUUUCCGUUCUUCGUGGAGCACUGCGAAUUUUGUGAGCAUUGAGCAGUCCCAACUGGUUGCUUUCCCGCCGCUUACCACAUUUCUAGAGGAGGCUCUUGUCGAAUUGCUUCGACAAUGCUGGACACGCUUUGUCGCCAUUCGGACUUCACCUCAAGGGAGCCAGUUGCAAUUGUCGCUUGUCCAGAAGUGGCAACCCCAUCUCCAAUUAUUCCGCUGACGCCCCUUCCCAAACUGGUGACUCAUCGAUCGACAGGCCUAUCCAGCCCAGCUGGUGGGGUUGAGACGCGCAGCAACAGGCAAAGUUUCAGAGUGCAGUGGUGUAGAAGUGUACCUGGCAAUGACACUCGUUUGAGUCUUGAGCCUCCGAACGGGUUGCCAGUUUUUGCUACUCUCGAAGAAUCGCGUCCACUGUCACUUUGGACCUGACGCGAGUGGGUUUGUGAUAACGAGUAUGCUGUUUCCACCCAUGCGUGGCUGUGUUACAUGUGCAUGCUUGAUCUGGUUUAAUACAUAGUUUGCCAUUCCAUUCUAGCAGGUCUUGCGAGAUAUCGAAAGGAUACGAGAAUCCAGUUCAUGUUUUGUUGGGAGGAGCAUUUAGAGCAGUGUCUUCGCCGCCAUCGUCUAGUAGGAACAAUUAUUUCAAAGCUCUAAGACGGCUGCACUCUUUCUUCUGUUCGACGGGAUUAAAUGGAUAACAGAGAAAGUUUAGUCGCCGGAAUGUUAGCUGGUAUUACCAAGAUGACAAGAAACUGAAGCAUCGCUUUCGGGACUGUAUCCUGGACCAAGAUGGGUCCUGGUCAACAAACGAUCAGCGGCGAUGUUGAGAAGUUGGCGAGGAGUUCCCCUGGGAGAGAUUUUCUGAGCAUGGACAAAAGGAAACUAGUAACUGGAGCCCUAUGUGUCUCCUUCCUCACUCUCGUGAUCGUAUCUUACUACAUGUACUUUGAGACUCCUGCUACCUCAACGGAAGCCAUGGUUUUUCUUCAGGAAAAGCCCUUCCCGAAUUCACUCGAGGAAGGUACAAAUACCUCUUCAUUCAACAGUGACACAAACGGAAGUGAUUUCCAGGUGCAACCGACUGUGGAAGGCACUGAGAACCUCACAGACACGAAUAAUCCUGUUACAGGUCCAGCAGAAGCUAUCACAGAAGCUGAUGCAUUGGUGAAGGAUACGGACGCGAGUGAGCAGGAGGAAACAAAAGGAGAUUCUGAGACCACCACAGACAGCUUGAGUUCAAUUUCUGUAGAAUCCAGUCCUCAAGUGGAUGCAACGGUUGAACCACCGACAGAGCUUGAGGGCCCAAACUUCUUGACUGGUUCAUCUAUCGGGAAUGAUACCUCGAAGCAGAAUGAAGAUGAUCUUUCAGACACGGAACGGUCUGAUUCGAGUGGGAUUGCAAUGGAGAGUCCACAGCUCACUAAUAUCACAAGCCCAGAGAACCCAGGGGCCUGUGAUUUGUUUGAAGGCAGUUGGGUACCAGACACACGUCCUCCCCAAUAUACCAACUCCACCUGCAAGUUCAUUCAAGGGCACCAGGAUUGCAUGAAAAAUGGACGGCCAGACACGGGGUACCUACACUGGAAGUGGCAACCAUACGAAUGUGACUUACCUAGAAUUGACGCCCGAGCUUUCUUAAGCACCAUGCGUGGUCGCUCUGUUGUUUUCGCAGGAGAUUCAAUUUCUCGCAACCAGUUUCAAUCUCUUCUUUGUAUUCUGUCACAGGCUGAGAUGCCGUUUCCGAAGUACCAAUCACCAGACUAUAAAAAUAUUGUCUAUGUCUUUCCCUCAACCAACUUCACUUUCACAAUCCGCUGGUCUCCAUUUCUUGUGCACGUGGAAGAAAAGCAGGUCACACGUUCGGACAACGAAACAAUAACUGUGCCCUACAUUCACAUCGAUGAACUCGACAAAACUUGGGCUGACUAUGCACGCGGCGCUGACAUUCUGCAAUUAUCCACUGGUCAAUGGUGGUUUCAGCGCGCCCUUUUCCUGCAAGGCGGUCAACCCAUAGGUGGUCACACAUGUGAUGGAUGGGAAACUGAAUGUAAGGAGAUCGGCUUUUUUGACGCUUACCGCACAGCCAUACGUAACGUCUUGCAGGGUAUUUUAUCGAUACCUGGAUUCACUGGCACCGUUGUGUUCCGAUCCUUUUCUCCUGACCAUUUUGAGAACGGAAGAUGGGAUAACGGUGGCGAAUGCGUGCGCACUACACCCGGAGGGGUGGCCAUGCUCUACGUAACCAAGUGGAUGCUUGACAUUCAAAAGGAAGUAUUUCAGAACGUUACAGGUACUUUAAAUGCGGCUGACAAGCCCCGAAUCAAGUUGUUGAAUGUCACGAACAUUGCUCAAUUUCGAGCCGACGCUCAUCCAAACGUGUACAGAACGUUUCAACCUUACUCAAAAGAGCACCAGGGAUUCAUCCAGAAGGAUUGCCUGCACUGGUGCCUUCCAGGUUCCAUCGACACAUGGAACGAUCUCCUCGUGCAAUUAUUGCAAGAUGUAAUACAUCGCUGAUGGAAUUCUUCGCCACCACCAGGCUUUUACUUCACUUCUCUGUGUUAUCCAUUCCGAUUGUUAUCCAUUCCGAUUGCAGGAAACCUGCUAAAUCCGGCACACCGAACCAUGUGUUAUCCAUUCCGAUUGCAGGAAACCUGCUAAAUCCGGCACACCGAACCAUCCAGAGGGAGACCAUCUAGACAAACAGGUGAGUUGACACUCUUUGAAAGUGCAUGAUGCUUAAGCAAUUCUCCAAACUUUGAAACCUAGAGAGAAGUUGGGUGAUGAAGAUUGCCCACUUUCAAUAGAGAAGGGAGUACUCAUAGUUUGGAAAGGCACUCAAAGCCUCAUUUGGAUACUAUGGUAGAACGAAGUCAGUGUAUAAUUUCUAUGGCGAAGCUACAGCGUCGAGCGUGCCGAAAUUGCUUUGUUGUGCAAAGCUUUCAGUCUCACGUCGUCUUCACGAUUCAUGGUUUGUAACCCACAAUUUGCUUGAUCGUGAUCAACACAAAAUGAAAUAGACUGGAUUUUAUGAA
Molecule: messenger RNA, 3055 nt
Organism: Physcomitrium patens
Lineage: Eukaryota; Viridiplantae; Streptophyta; Bryopsida; Funariales; Funariaceae
Product: protein trichome birefringence-like 24
Cellular component (GO): Golgi apparatus
Molecular function (GO): O-acetyltransferase activity
Source: RefSeq, a predicted model, not a curated record